Molecule: messenger RNA, 623 nt
Organism: Gorilla gorilla gorilla (western lowland gorilla)
Lineage: Eukaryota; Metazoa; Chordata; Mammalia; Primates; Hominidae
Gene: C7H8orf90
Product: chromosome 7 C8orf90 homolog
Exons: 2
Coding region: 43-609 (188 amino acids)
Source: RefSeq, a predicted model, not a curated record
GGGCAGCCAAGUAAACAGAAGCCUGUCCCCCGGGCUGCUGGCAUGGCUUCUUCUUGUCCUGGGACCCCCAGCCCAGCAGGUCUGCCCCCUCCUUCUGUAGCCACUCCAGGUCCCGCGGCGCCCCCGGAGCCCGCCUUCCCGGACAUCUACGGCGGGGACGCGCAGCUCUGGGAGGCGCAUUUCCGCGGCAUCGGGCGCGCCUACCGCGCGCUGGGCAAGCAGGACGACUUCGCCAUCCGCGUGCUCACCGAGAACUUCACGCUGCCCUUCCCGUUCGCCUGGCCGCCGGGGCCCGACCCCGCCUGCGGGCCGCUCUUCUACGACCCCCGCGACCGCGCAGACUUCGACUUCCUGCUGCGCGGCCCCGGAGCUUCGCCCCCAGCGCUGCUGCGGCCCCUGCACGCCACGGCCCAGGCAGCGAUGCGCAAGCGGCGCCUGGAGCUGCUGGCCCUGAGCUACGCCCGCGCGCGGGGCCCGGGCCCGGCCUCGUCCUGCUGCGGCCCGGCCCCGCCGCCGCCUUCCCGGAGCCCGAGGCCAGCGCUUCCAGCGACGGCACCCCCAGGCUGGCCCAGGCCCCGCCGCUGCCCCGAGAGCGAACAGAAUAAAUAAAGAGUUUCCCCAGC